UGUACAUCCCCACUCGCUGCUGUAAGAUGGAGAAGUUAUGUUGAGGCGCAACCGAGGUUUUGCACAUGAAAAAUGCCGUUAAGUUGGAAUUGCCAAAUCAUAUACCGAUCAGACUGUAGAAAUUAGUGAUCAUGAAGGUUGACAGAAGCAAAUUGAAGAAAACCCCCACUGAAGCGCCUGCCGACUGCAGGACUCUCAUAGAGAAGUUAAAGGGAUGCAGCGAUGAACAGCUGUUACUGGAACUGCAGCAAAUCAAGACCUGGAACAUUGGAAAGUGUGAGUUGUAUCACUGGGUUGACCUGCUGGACCGCUUUGAUGGCAUCCUCUGUGAUGCCGGACAGACGGUGGAGAACAUGGCGUGGUUGUUGGUUUGUGACCGGCCAGAGAACGGACAGCUAAAAGCCUUAUUGCUGGCAGUCCUCAACUUCACCGCGCUGUUGAUCGAAUACAGCUUUUCUAGACACCUGUACAGCUCCAUAGAGCACUUGACCACUCUUCUAGCAUCAUGUGACAUGCAGGUGGUUCUGUCUGUGUUGAAUCUUCUGUACGUGUUCAGUAAACGUUCCAACUACAUUACCAGACUGGGCUCAGAUAAAAGAAGCCCAUUGCUUGCCCGUCUGCAACAUCUGGCUGAGAGCUGGGGUGGAAAAGAGAAUGGCUUUGGUCUUGCCGAAUGCUGCAGAGAUCUGCCGAUGUCGAAAUAUCCACCAAGUGCCACAACACUGCACUUUGAGUUUUACGCAGAACCUGGCUCUGAGGUCAAAGUGGAGAAGAGGGUGUGUGAUCAUAUUUCUAUUAUUUCAAGCACCAAUACGCUACACUACAUUCAUAUUGAACAACUUGACAAGAUUUCAGAGAGUCCAUCUGAGAUCAUGGAGUCUUUGACGGCCAUGUACAGCAUCCCAAAAGACAAACAAAUCUUGCUUUUCACACACAUUCGCCUGGCGCAUGGUUUCUCCAACCACAAGAGAAGACUGCAGGCGGUGCAAGCCAGACUGCAUGCCAUCUCCAUACUCGUUUACUCCAAUGCCCUUCAGGAGUCAGCUAACAGCAUUCUCUACAAUGGGCUUAUAGAAGAGCUAGUGGAUGUACUUCAGAUUACAGACAAACAACUGGUGGACAUCAAAGCUGCCUCCUUGCGCACUUUGACCUCUAUAGUUCACCUGGAGCGGACCCCCAAACUCUCCAACAUUAUCGAUUGCACUGGCACUGCCUCUUACCAUGGAUUUUUGCCUGUGCUCGUCCGCAACUGCAUACAGGCUAUGAUUGACCCACUGAUGGACCCGUACCCACACCAAUUUGCCACAGCCCUCUUUUCCUUCCUUUACCACCUAGCCAGCUAUGAUGCAGGUGGUGAGGCCUUAGUAUCUUGUGGUAUGAUGGAGGCAUUGCUAAAGGUGAUCAAGUUCCUUGGGGACGAGCAGGACCAGAUUACAUUUGUGACACGGGCAGUGAGAGUUGUGGAUCUCAUCACAAAUUUAGACAUGGCUGCUUUUCAAUCCCAUGGUGGCCUCUCAAUCUUUAUCUCCAGGCUAGAGCAUGAGGUUGACCUCUCCAGGAAAGAGUGCCCUUUUGUAAUCAAACCAAAGAUACAGAGGCCCAGCACAGCUACUGAGACCGAGGACAUGGACACUGAUAUGGAUGUGUCAGAGGUUGCAAUGGAGAGCAGUCCUGGCCCUUCAACUUCCUCUGGUUCCAGAUCUGAGACAGACUCCCGAACACAGAGCAAUACACCCAACACCCCCAGAACAGGAGUGCAGUGCAUCCCUCAGAGGGCCGCUCUGUUAAAAUCUAUGUUGAACUUCUUGAAAAAAGCCAUUCAGGACCCUGCGUUCUCUGACGGCAUUCGUCAUGUAAUGGAUGGGUCCCUGCCUACCUCUCUAAAACACAUUAUCAGUAAUGCAGAGUAUUAUGGACCUUCACUGUUUCUCCUGGCGACAGAAGUGGUUACCGUGUUUGUGUUCCAAGAGCCCUCUCUACUAUCUUCUCUGCAGGACAAUGGUCUCACUGAUGUCAUGCUACAUGCACUGCUCAUCAAAGAUGUUCCUGCCACUCGAGAGGUGCUGGGUUCCUUACCCAAUGUCUUCAGCGCCCUGUGUCUAAAUGCCCGGGGUCUGCACUCUUUUGUGCAGUGUCAGCCCUUCGAGCGGCUCUUCAAGGUGCUGCUCUCGCCAGACUACCUACCUGCCAUGCGCCGCCGACGCAGCUCUGACCCGCUAGGAGACACUGCCUCUAACUUGGGCAGUGCUGUUGACGAGUUGAUGCGGCACCAGCCCACACUGAAAACUGACGCGACGACAGCCAUUAUCAAGUUGCUUGAGGAGAUUUGCAACUUGGGUAGAUCGCCGGAGUACAUCUGUCAGAAACCAUCUAUACAGAAAGCGGACGGUACCGUCGCUGUGCCUCCAGCUCGCUCAAACCACGCUGCAGAGGAGGCAUCCAGUGAGGAUGAGGAGGAGGAAGAGGCUCUACAUACCUUUAGUCAACAGCAGGGGGAGCCAGAAAGCAACAGGCAGUUAGUACAAAACAGCAUCAAUCUUAAAGAUCUAGUGGUGGGCACAGAGGAGCGGAUCCCCAUCCCUCUUAUGGAUUACAUCCUUAAUGUGAUGAAAUUUGUGGAGUCCAUUCUCAGUAAUAACACCACAGAUGACCACUGUCAGGAGUUUGUAAAUCAGAAGGGCCUCCUACCACUAGUGUCAAUACUUGGGCUGCCCAACCUGCCCAUAGACUUUCCCACCUCUGCUGCCUGCCAAGCUGUGGCAGGAGUCUGCAAAUCUAUACUGACUUUGUCCCAUGAACCGAAGGUUCUCCAGGAGGGUUUGUGUCAGUUAGACAGCAUACUUUCUGCUCUUGAGCCCCUUCAUCGGCCCAUCGAGGUGCCUGGUGGAUCCGUGCUGCUCCGAGAGCUGGCCAAUGCAGGCCACGUCACGGAUGCCACGCUGUCGGCACAUGCCACUCCGCUGCUGCAUGCCCUGACGGCGGCACACGCGUACAUCCUCAUGUUUGUUCAUACCUGCCGAGUUGGACAGAGUGAGAUCCGUGCUAUCUCCGUGAACCAGUGGGGGUCUCAGCUGGGUCUUAGUGUUCUGAACAAACUCAGUCAGCUCUACUGCUCUCUAGUGUGGGAAAGCACAGUGCUGCUGUCCCUCUGUACACCAAACAGUUUGCCUCCUGGCUGUGAGUUUGGUCAGGCUGACAUGCAGAAACUUGUGCCCAAAGAAGAUAAACCCUCAAGCAGCACGACAGCAGCUGCUGGUAGAAGAACUGCUGAGACCGAGACCCUAUCUGUGGGGGUAGACCCCUCUUCCCAAGGUUUGCUAGAAGGAAUGGGGCUGGAUGGAGACUCGCUCGCUCCCAUGGAAACUGAUGAACCCACCACCACCGACCCGAAGGCCAAGUCUAAACUCACACCUGCCAUGGCAACACGCAUCAAGCAAAUCAAACCUCUGCUCUCUGCCUCCUCUCGUUUGGGCAGGGCUCUGGCUGAGUUGUUUGGGCUACUGGUGAAGCUUUGCGUAGGCUCACCUGUGCGUCAGCGGCGGUCUCACCACACCACCAGCACAGGCACCGCCCCAACACCGGCGGCUCGGGCCACUGCUUCCUCUCUUACCAAACUCCUCACCAAGGGCUUGAGCUGGCAGCCACCUCCAUACACGCCCACACCACGCUUCAGGCUGACGUUUUUCAUCUGCUCUGUUGGCUUCACCUCACCCAUGUUAUUUGAUGAGAGGAAGUAUCCAUACCAUCUGAUGCUGCAGAAGUUCUUCUGUUCUGGUGGCCAUGAUGCUUUGUUUGAGACAUUUAACUGGGCCCUGUCAAUGGGAGGAAAAGUUCCUGUGUCAGAGGGUCUGGAACACACCGAGCUGCCUGACGGGACAGGGGAGUUCUUAGAUGCCUGGUUGAUGCUUGUGGAGAAGAUGGUGAACCCCAGCACAGUGCUGGACUCGCCACAUUCUCUUCCUGCUAAAGUGCCUGGAGCAACACUCAACACACCACAGUUCAGCGCCUUGCGCUUCCUCAUCGUCACUCAGAAGGCUGCAUUCAGUUGUAUUCGUAAUCUCUGGAAUCGUAAGCCCUUGAAGGUCUAUGGUGGGCGCAUGGCCGAGUCUAUGCUGGCCAUUCUGUGCCACAUUCUGCGAGGAGAACCCAUCAUCCAAGAACGGCUAUCCAAAGAGAGAGAGGGCACCGCUCGGCCUGACGAGGAGAGCAGCUCCUCCACCUCAGCCACUGCAGGAGCUAGUGCGCCAACACCUGCAGCGGGAGUCGUUGCAGAAGGAGUGUCUGGAAGUGCUAAUGGGAACACCACUGCAGGCACUUCAGAGGAUGGGACCAACUCAACAACCCGCAGAGAGCCACAAGUCAACCAGGCCCAGCUCACUCAGCUAAUAGACAUGGGCUUCUCCAGAGAACAUGCGUUGGAAGCUCUUCUGAACACCAGCACUAUGGAACAGGCCACGGAGUACCUUCUCACACACCCUCCACCACUGCUCAGCGCAGCUGUCAGAGAGUUCACCAUGUCUGAAGAAGACCAGAUGAUGCGGGCCAUUGCCAUGUCUCUAGGUCAAGAAGUUAGUAUGGAGCAGCGCUCAGACUCACCUGAGGAAGCAGCUCGCCGACGUGAGGAGGAAGAGAGGAGAUCAAGGGAGCGAGUGGAAGAGGAAGAGGCUCGCUGUCUGGAGCGCUUUCUGGAAGCUGAGCCUUUGGACACCACAGAGCUCCAUACGUUCACAGACGCCAUGCUACCUGGCUGCUUUCACCUUCUGGACGAGCUGCCAGACACAGUCUAUCGGCUCUGUGACCUUCUCAUGACGGCCGUUAAAAGAAACGGGCCUGAAUACAGAGACCUCAUCCUCAGACAAGUGGUCAACCAGGUGUGGGAAGCUGCCGACGUGCUAAUAAAGGCUGCUGUGCCGCUUACAACCAGUGACACAAAGACUGUGUCUGAGUGGACGAGACAGAUGGCAACCCUCCCUCAGGCCUCCAACCUGGCCACCCGCAUCCUCCUUCUCACGCUUCUCUUUGAGGAGCUAAAACUGUCAUGCGCGCUGGUGGUGGAGAGCAGCGGCGUAUUGGCUGUGCUGAUUAAGCUGUUGGAGGUGGUACAGCCCUGUCUACAGGCUGCCAAAGAGCAGAAGGACAUCCAGACACCCAAAUGGAUCACCCCUGUGCUCCUGCUUAUUGACUUCUAUGAGAAAAUGGCAGUUUCUUCCAAACGAAGAGCCCAGAUGAACAAGUACCUGCAGCCCAAUGGAAAUAACUGGCGUUGGUUUGAUGACCGUUCGGGGCGCUGGUGCAGCUAUAGCGCCAGUAAUAACAGCACUAUAGACUCAGCCUGGAGGGCAGGAGAGACCAGUGUCCGUUUCACGGCUGGACGUAGGAGAUACACUGUCCAGUUUAACACGAUGGUGCAGGUGAAUGAGGAGACUGGAAACAGGCGCCCAGUAAUGUUAACAGUACAGAGGGUGCCGCGGAUGCCAAAACCUUCUAAAACUGGAAGUGCUACUGAUACAGAGAGAGAGGAAGGAGAACAGAGAACCAAGACUGAGGAGACUCCGUUAGAAACCGAUUCCACAUCUGUGGCUGUGGAGAUGGCUCCCCCUAAAGAGGAGUUGGAGCAGAAAGAUACAAGCACGGCAACUCCUGCCCCUGUUCAGGAACCCUCUGUCUCCAGCGGUAUUGUGGUGCAGGGGCUGACUGAGGACAUGGUUACCGUUCUGAUCCGCGCCUGCGUCAGCAUGAUCAGCGUUCCCGUAGACCCGGACACUCUGCAUGCCACUUUGCGGCUUUGUCUGCGUCUCACGCGCACACAUCACUAUGCCAUGAUGUUUGCUGAGCUCAAGAGCACACGCAUGAUUUUGAACCUCACACAGAGUUCCGGAUUCAAUGGCUUUACACCACUGGUUACGCUGCUUUUCCGCCACAUCAUAGAAGACCCAGCCACCCUACGGCACACCAUGGAGAAGGUGGUUCGGUCUGCUGUCACCAGUGGAGCAGGAAGCACUACUUCAGGCGUGGUAUCGGGUAGUUUGGGGUCGAGGGAGAUCAACUACAUCUUGCGUGUCCUUGGCCCAGCAGCUUGCCGCAACCCAGAGUGCUUUACAGAAACUGCAAAGAGUUGCAUCCGAAUUGCUCUUCCAGCCCCAAGAGGUGCUGGGACUGCCUCGGAUGAUGAGUUUGAGAACUUCAGAAUUAAGGGUCCAAAUGCUGUCCAGCUAGUCAAGACCACGCCCUUAAAGUUGUCCCCCCUGCCAACAAUACCAGAAACCAUUAAAGAGGUCAUCUAUGAUAUGCUGAAUGCCUUAGCAGCAUAUCACGCACCAGAGGAAGCAGAGAGAGGAGAGGAGCGGGCUGCAGCAGUACCGGGCGGUCAAGACCUGUGUCAGAUCUUGCAGGAUGUUGGUGAUGAUGUCUACCAGCAGUACAGACUCACCAGACAGGGCAGUGACUUUGACUCGCAGUCGGCCUUUCACAUAAAUACGCAGGUGUUUGCUGCAGAUGGUGCUGUUGCAGAAUCCUCCCAGUCUGGAACUCCUCAAGGAGAAGCCUCCACACCUGAGGAAAUGAGGGAAGAGAAAAAGGAGCAGGAGGGAGAUAAGAGUGCUGCUUCAGAGGAGAGUCGAGCUGCUAAAGCCAAGGCCAGCAAGCCGCUGAUGCCCACCUCUACCAUCUUGAGACUGCUGGCAGAGCUGGUACGCUCCUAUGUUGGCAUUGCGACACUCAUCACCUCCUACAACUACACGGCUGGCCAGUCUGAGCUCAUUAAAGAGGAUUGCAGUGUGCUUGCAUUCGUUUUGGAUCACUUGCUCCCACACACCCAGAACUCUGAGGACAAGGACACUCCCGCACUUGCACGUCUGUUUUUGGCCAGCCUUGCUGCAGCUGGCACCGGUACCGAUGCCCAGGCUGCCCUGGUCAAUGAGGUUAAAGCUGCUCUGAGUCGGGCACUGGGCAUGGCAGAGGGCACAGAGAAACACGCCCGAUUGCAAGCAGUGAUGUGCAUCAUCAGCACCAUUAUGGAGUCAUGUCCUUCGACUUCUAGUUUCUACAGCACAGCCACAGCUAAGACCCAGCACAACGGCAUGAACAACAUAAUCCGCCUCUUCCUCAAGAAAGGCCUUGUCAAUGAUCUUGCCCGUGUGCCUCACAGCCUGGAUCUAUCUAGCCCCAACAUGGCCAACACAGUAAAUGCUGCUCUUAAGCCUUUGGAAACACUGUCUCGAAUCGUAAACCAACCCAGCAGUCUGUUUGGAGGCAAAGGAGGAACCAGCAAGAACAAGACAGAACAUGACACUGUUGGCACAGUCAGGGACAGUAACAGCAACAACCAGGAUCAAGGAGAGGUGGGUGAGGUAGAGCCGGUGGAAAAUCGUGACCGUGGUCAAGCCACAGAUGGCGACCUAAUGGAUGGAGAAGCCGAAGGAGACACCGUGGUCAUCGCUGGACAGCCUGAGGUUCUGAGCACUCAGGCCAUGCAGGUGGAGAAUGAGUUGGUGGAUUUAAUCGAUGAACUUUUAGAGAGGGAUGCAGGAACUGUCAAUAGCACUAUCAUCGUGGGGCGUUCUGGAGAAGAUGAAUCUCAAGAGGAUGUGCUGAUGGACGAAGCUCCUUCCAAUAUGAGUCAAGCCUCCACUCUGCAGGCGAACAGAGAGGACUCCAUGAACAUCCUAGAGCCAGAGGAUGAAGAGCACACACAAGAGGAAGACUCCAGUGGCAGCAAUGAGGAUGAAGACAGUCAGGAUGAGGAGGAAGAGGAGGAGGAAGAAGAGGAGGAAGAUCAGGAUGAUGAAGAGGGAGAUGAGGAUGAUGACGAUGAAGGCUCAGAGAUGGAGCUGGAUGAAGAUUUUCCUGAUAUUAAUGCAGCUCCACACAUCCGUUUUGAGAGAUUCGACCGGGAUGAUGACCUUAUCAUAGAAUUCGAUAACAUGUUCUCGACGUCAGCUGACAUCCCUCCCUCACCAGGAAAUAUCCCCAGUUCUCAUCCUUUGAUGGUGCGGCAUGCUGACCAUGGCUCUCUGACUCUAGGAGGGUCGAGCACCAGCAGCAGAUUGGCUCAAGGCAUGGGACGCAGCCAACGCUCUCUCCGCCAGCUCACAGCAAACACGGGACACACCAUCCACGUGCAUUACCCUGGAAAUCGCCAGCCCAACCCUCCGCUCAUUCUGCAGAGAUUAUUGGGCCCCAGUGCUGCUGCUGAUAUCCUUCAGCUAUCUAGCUCUCUGCCCCUGCAGUCCCGUGGACGAGCCCGUCUCCUUGUGGGCAACGAGGACGUGCACAUUAUCGCCCGUUCAGAUGACGAGCUACUGGACGACUUCUUUCACGAGCAGAGCAGCACUGGAGGACAGGCUGGCACCCUUUCCAGUAUACCGACAGCUUUAACCAGAUGGACGGAUGAGUGUAAAGUUCUGGAUGCUGAGAGCAUGCAUGACUGUGUGGCAGUGGUGAAGGUGCCCAUCCUGCAGCACUUGGAGAGUUUGCGUGACGAGGAGCUAGAAGAGCGCAGAGAGAAGAGGAGGAGACAGUUGGCAGAAGAAGAAGAGACGGCCAAACAGAAUGAGAGUUCUUCAGCAGGCGAGGAGACCCGGGAACAAAGUCUGCAGGGCUCUGGGAUUGGAGCAGUCAACGGUGCUGGUGAAAACGCAGCAGAAGGAGAACAAGCCCAAAGUGUGGUGUCUUCCUGUCUGGACCCUCCUCGCACCUCGGAGGGUUUCCUCACAGCACCCCCCUCAGGAGAAGUCACCCCAACCACCCCUGCACCUCACGAGCAAGCUCUUGUGUCACUGGAGACAGCCAUCAGUCAGCAGGUGCACCAGCCAAUCACAGAGCUGCUGCUGGCUGACUCCAUUCCUGAUUCUCACGGGGCCUUGUUAGGGACGGGACUUUCCCAGCCCUCUAUACCCGAUAGGCCGAAUUGUGAGGCAGAAGCAUCUCAGAUGGAGAUGUCACCUGCACCCACUAUUGGUGAGCGAGCAGGAGGAGGAGCAUUGGAUGCAGUCAGGGAAGCUUCACUCAGUCCAGAUAUAGCUGAGAGCUCGGAGCCUGUGCCAGUGGGCGUGUCUCAGCUUGAGGGUUCGCCCAUGGAUACGAGUAGUCCCGCCUCAGGAACGCAGGAAGAGCCGGCCAACAGCUCAGCUCCACCCAAUCACAUGUCUCAGGAAUUGUCAGGAAGUGGUGACAGUGGGCUCACAGAUAGGCAGACGGAUGCAGACACAGGGUCAACUUCUGUUUCUUCUCCUGGUGAGACCAUGCCUCGAAGUGACAGUGCAGAUAGCCAAUCGCAGGCCAUCCAAGAGGAGCCCCUCCCAUCCACCAGCAAUGAUGAGGUUGACCCUCUGGCAGGCAUCAGUCUUCCAGAAGGUGUGGACCCUUCCUUCUUGGCUGCACUGCCUGAGGACAUCCGUCGGGAGGUACUGCAGAACCAGCUUGGAAUCAGACCCCCUUCUCGUCCGCCUGUGGCCUCCACACUCCCAACCUCAUCUGCCUCUGUGCUGACUGCAGGGGCAGGGUUGACAGAGGUCAGCCCAGAAUUCCUGGCUGCUUUGCCACCUGCCAUUCAGGAGGAGGUUUUGGCCCAGCAGCGAGCAGAGCAGCAGCGUCGUGAGUUAUCCCAGCAGCCCUCACAGGGCGAUCAACCUCUGGAUCCAGUCACGUUCAUCCAGACCCUUCCCUCUGAGCUGCGACGCUCUGUGCUGGAGGACAUGGAGGACAGCGUGUUAGCGGUUAUGCCUCCGGACAUCGCAGCAGAGGCUGCAGCGCUGCGCAGGGAACAGGAAGCCAGGCAGAGACAACUGAUGCAUGAGAGGUUGUUCGGUCACAGUUCCUCUUCAGCCCUGUCCGCCAUUCUACGAUCACCCGCCUUCACUAGCCGACUGGGUGGCAACCGUGGGGUACAGUACACCCGACUGGCUGUGCAAAGAGGAGGGACGUUUCAAAUGGGAGGGAGUGCUAAUCACAGUCGCCCCUCUAGUUCUAAUGUCGAUUCACUUCUGCGCCUCCGGGGGCGUCUCUUGUUGGAUCACGAGGCCUUGUCCUGCUUACUAGUGCUGCUGUUUGUGGAUGAACCCAAGCUAAACACCAGCCGUCUCCACAGAGUGUUGCGUAACUUGUGCUACCACUCCCAGACUCGUGGCUGGGUUAUCCGCAGUCUCCUAUCCAUCCUGCAACGCAGCAGCGAAAGUGAGCUCUGCCUGGAGACGGCACGCCUGGAAGAGUCCCGUGGCAAGCGCUCGCUAGGACAGGGCUCUUCAAGUGGAGGAAAAGGCUCCUCUUCAUCUCCGCAGGGAGCUGUAGCAUCUUCAUCUUCAUCUCUGGAACUGUUAAACAGAGUGGAGUCACGUAGUUCCAGUCAGCUCUCCUGGCUUUCUGUAUCCAUGGACGCAGCUCUGGGAUGCAGGACCAACAUCUUUCAGAUCCAGCGAGCGUCAGGCAGAAAGCAUGCAGAGAGACAUUCAACAGGAGGUGGUGCUGUGGGCUCGGGAGGUCUUGGAGGUGGAGUUUCAGGAACCGGAGUGACCUGUUCUGGGGCAGGAGGAGGAUCGACGGUUCACAUCCACCCACAGGCAGCUCCAGUCGUCUGUCGACAUGUGCUGGAUACACUUAUUCAACUAGCCAAGGUGUUCCCCAGUCAUUUCACUCAGCAGCGCUGUAAGGAUUCACUGUCCUCUUCAUCAUCUGACUUGGACUCUCGUCUUUGCGGCACCUCGACACCAACUUCGAGUGGAAGCUGGCGGUCAGGUGGUCUCAGCCAGAGCAAUUCCUCAGCCACCCUAAGCAAUUCCUCUUCUUCCCACAAUUCCCUUAGCUCAUGCCCAGGCACACCACAGUCCCUGGGCAUCUCAACUGACUUCUGGGAUCUCCUGGUCAAGCUGGACAACAUGAAUGUGAGCCGUAAGGGCAAAGCCUCCAUGAAGACUGUACCUCUAGGGGGUGCUGGGGAGACAGAGGGGGCAUUGUUCAGCCUUGAGGCAUCUCCCUUGGGCCAGCUGAUGAACAUGCUGUCCCAUCCUGUGAUCCGUCGUAGCUCGCUCCUUACGGAGAAACUUCUCCGCUUGCUUUCUCUCAUCUCCAUCGCUCUGCCUGACAACAAGGCCACGGAGGUUCCAGCCAGCCACCCAGUGCCUCAGGCCCCAACUGCACCUGCCACACAAGCCGCAGCAGGGUCUGGAGCCAUCUCAACGACACCCGCUACAGGCUCCACGCAGAGCUCGAUAGUCCCAGUGGCCUCUCAACCUACGGUCACUACAGCAGCUGCUGUUGCAGGAAGCACCACCACAUCUAGCAGUAGUGCUGCAGGAAAACAGAAGCCAGCCGUGAACAUCACAGACAAUGACACCAAACUCGCUUCUGCUGGACUAACAGAGAAACAGCUGCAGCUCUCUGUAGAGGUGUUGACAUCCCAUUCAUGCUCAGAGGAAGGUCUAGAGGACGCGGCCAACAUCCUGCUGCAGCUGUCCAGAGGAGACGGACUUACCCGAGACACGGUCCUUAGACUGCUGCUUAGUGGGGCGCGACAUCUCGGAUACACUCUUUGCAAACAAAUCGGCACUUUACUGGCGGAGUUGAGGGAGUACAACCUAGAGCAGCAGAGAAGAGCACGUGCUGAUGCUCAAUCUCCUGAAGCUUCUCAUGAGGACCCAGGCAUCACCACACGGCUCAAGGGCAAGAUGACCAGCAGGUUUGAUGGGUCAGAGAGCGUGGUGAUUGUGGCCGCUCAAAAGCGGACACUAGGCGGCCGAGAGCUCCAGCUUCCCUGCAUGAGUUCGCUCACGUCCAAGACAUCCACGCAGAAGUUCUUCCUGCGUGUGCUGCAGGUCAUCAUCCAGCUUAGGGAAGACACGCGGCGCGCUAACAAGAAAGCCAAACAGACGGGAGGAAGACUGAGUUCGACCAGUCUUGGCUCGGCCAGCAGUAUCCAGGCUGCGGUCCGUCAGCUAGAGGCUGAGGCGGACGCCAUCAUUCAGAUGGUGAGAGAGGGGCAGCGGGCACGCCGGCUACAGCAGGCACCCCCGCCCUCUUCAUCUGCAUCCUCUUCCGCUGCUGCUGUAUCUGCCGUUGCAUCCGCUGCUGUGGCUGUGGCUGGAUCGUCCACCCCCAGUAUCUCUGCAACCAACAACCCCCCCGCUGGCACGGCCAGCGCAGCCACGUCGGAGGUGCAGUCUGUUGCUGAGACCCCAGCAGCCCAAAGGGACGAUUCGCCUAUGGAUGUUGACCAGCCCUCACCAUUAGAUCAGGACCAGGCAGCGUUAGGUGAAGAGAGCAGCAGUCAACAGGAACAGGAGGAGCGUUUGCCUGAACUGCCACUGUUGAGCGAGCAGCUCUUAUUGGAUGAACUGUGGGACAUGCUAGGGGAAUGUCUGAAAGAGCUCGAGGAGUCUCACGACCAGCAUGCGGUCUUGGUGCUGCAGCCAGCAGUGGAGGCUUUUUUCCUGGUUCACGCAACAGAGCGUGAAAGCAAACCUCCGGUUCGAGACACACGGGAGAGCCAGUUGUCACACAUCAAGGACGAGCCUCCCCCGCUGUCUCCGGCCCCUCUUACCCCCGCCACCCCCUCAUCCCUGGACCCUUUCUUUUCCAGAGAGCCCUCCUCAAUGCACAUUUCCUCCAACCUGCCUCCAGACACACAGAAGUUUCUGCGUUUUGCCGAGACCCACCGUACAGUGCUCAAUCAGAUCCUGCGUCAGUCCACCACACAUCUGGCAGAUGGACCAUUCGCUGUGCUGGUCGACUAUAUUCGCAUCUUAGAUUUUGAUGUGAAACGAAAGUAUUUCCGUCAGGAACUGGAGCGUUUGGAUGAGGGACUGAGGAAAGAGGAUAUGGCCGUUCAUGUAAGAAGAGACCACGUCUUUGAAGAUUCUUACAGAGAGCUGCACCGCAAGAGCCCAGAGGACAUGAAGAAUAGACUGUAUAUAGUAUUUGAAGGGGAGGAGGGUCAAGAUGCAGGCGGUCUGUUGAGGGAGUGGUACAUGAUCAUCUCCAGAGAGAUGUUCAACCCCAUGUACGCCCUUUUCCGCACCUCGCCCGGUGACCGGGUCACCUACACCAUCAAUCCUUCCUCUCACUGCAACCCCAACCACCUCAGCUACUUUAAGUUUGUGGGGCGUGUGGUGGCCAAGGCCGUCUAUGACAACAGGCUAUUAGAGUGUUACUUCACACGAAGCUUCUACAAGCACAUUCUGGGCAAGAGUGUCAGGUAUACAGACAUGGAAAGCGAGGACUAUCCUUUCUUCCAGGGUCUUGUUUACUUGUUGGAGAACGAUGUGUCCACUCUGGGCUACGAGCUGACAUUCAGCACAGAGGUCCAGGAGUUUGGCGUGUGUGAAGUGAGGGAUCUGAAGGCCAAUGGUGCAAACAUCAUCGUCACCGAGGAGAACAAGAAGGAAUAUGUACAUCUGGUCUGCCAGAUGAAAAUGACAGGUGCAAUUCGUAAGCAGCUGGCUGCCUUCCUGGAGGGCUUUUAUGAGAUCAUCCCCAAGAGACUGAUCUCAAUCUUUACUGAGCAGGAGUUGGAGCUCCUCAUUUCCGGUCUGCCCACCAUCGACAUCGACGACCUCAAGGCAAAUACAGAAUACCACAAAUACCAGUCCAGUUCUAUCCAGAUUCAGUGGUUCUGGCGUGCAUUACGGUCUUUUGACCAGGCUGACCGGGCCAAAUUCUUGCAGUUUGUUACGGGCACAUCCAAAGUGCCGCUGCAAGGCUUCGCUGCACUGGAAGGAAUGAACGGUAUCCAGAAGUUCCAGAUCCACCGAGACGACCGCUCCACUGACCGCCUGCCCUCCGCGCACACUUGCUUUAACCAGUUGGACCUCCCAGCCUAUGAGAGCUAUGAGAAGUUAAGACACAUGCUGCUGCUGGCCAUUCAGGAAUGUUCUGAAGGCUUCGGACUGGCCUAGAGAUUCUCCUAAUGUCCCUUCCACACGAACAGACGUAGACUUACAUGUUGUUAACUUAUGACACCCACAUGCAUAUUCACACUAUUCUAAUCCGCGUAAAACAAACAGUUGGACGGCUAAACGAGUGACAGAUUUAUUGACAUUGCCUACUACACACAGAGCCCUCCCACUGACACACCGAACUGUGUUUGGUAUACGUGUGUCUCAAUUCCAUAUUACAUUGCAGAGCCCGAAAGAGGAUCACAGAGGAUAUCUGUGGACUAAUAUAAAGAUUUUCUCCAUUUAGUUUGGUUUCUCUGUACAAAAGGUUUGGGAGUUUAUUAUGUUUAAUCUUUUUUGUUCUUCUUUGGCUGUUGAAAAAGGAGAGAUGGCUGUUUUGUGUGUGUAAAGAGGGUGGUUGUAACCCUCUGGGAUGGAGAAAAGUUGAUUGUCCUCUGUUGCUAAUGUGUGACCUCCACUAGCUUUGCAAACGGGAACUUGAAUUUCGGGGAGGGCAAGUCACGGACGAGGAAGGGAGGGAGAGAAAACAUGAAAUAAGGUUUUGGUGAACCUGCAAACGUGCAUGGAAUUUCAGAUGGGGGUCAUUUUUAGGCAACUUUUGUGGUAUUUUUGGAGCGGAUCACACAGAUUUGAAAAGUGAAGGACUGAGAGUCGCAGAGGCUCACACUUGUGCGGUUAUUGCCCAACUGCUGACGCAACCUCUCAGCAGCUAAUCAGAAAGUAAAUUGCUACGUAAAUAAAUGCAUAAAAUGAG
Paramisgurnus dabryanus is the source of this 14640-nucleotide messenger RNA. RefSeq names its product HECT, UBA and WWE domain containing E3 ubiquitin protein ligase 1 (gene huwe1). Gene Ontology annotation, cellular component: nucleus; cytoplasm; Golgi membrane. NCBI's taxonomy places the organism in Eukaryota, Metazoa, Chordata, Actinopteri, Cypriniformes, Cobitidae. Gene Ontology annotation, molecular function: protein binding; ubiquitin protein ligase activity; zinc ion binding. Gene Ontology annotation, biological process: protein polyubiquitination; membrane fusion; ubiquitin-dependent protein catabolic process. The record is from RefSeq and is a predicted model, not a curated record.